This is a messenger RNA of Prunus avium (sweet cherry), 2123 nucleotides long. It is a transcript of the gene IQD3, whose product is annotated as IQ-domain 3. The record is from RefSeq and is a predicted model, not a curated record. Gene Ontology annotation, molecular function: protein binding. Lineage: Eukaryota; Viridiplantae; Streptophyta; Magnoliopsida; Rosales; Rosaceae.
GUCUAAAUCGUUUUUUGUUUCUUGCUAAAAUAGAAACCCCAGUCUGUAGGCCCCUCGAGCUUUCCCUUAACCCCCCAUUCCCUCCCCUACUCUGGUAAGCUUGUUCUGUUUUCGAACGUUGAAGCUUUCUUCAACAAGAUCUGGUCCCCUCUCCUCUUCUCUUUCUUUCCCUCUCCCCUUUUAUUCACAAAAGCCCCCUGCUAGAAAACCCCUUUGGUUAUUUUGUGUUGUUUUUUUCAAGGGGAGAGGGAGUUCCCAAAAACUGACAGAGAUCUGGGAAUUUUCAAGCAGAGCAUGCUUUGCUAGGAAAUGGGGAGGAAAGGGAGUUGGUUUUCUGCAGUGAAGAAAGCCCUCAUCCCUGAUUCAAAGGAAAAGAAAGAUCAGAAAACACACAAGUCAAAGAAAAAAUGGUUUGGGAAGCAGAAGAAUGAGGGUGUUGUUUCUUCAUACGAAGAAAGUGCGUUGGUUAUCCCUGCCCCUGACACGACCCCUGCCCCUCCUCCUCCUCCUCUGCCUCCAAAACAAGAUGUCAAAUUAGCUGAGGCUGAGAAUGCACAGAGCAAGCAUGUUUACUCUGUGGCACUUGCCACUGCCGUGGCUGCAGAGGCAGCUGUUGCUGCCGCUCAGGCUGCCGCAGAGGUGGUUCGUCUUACUGCUGUGCCUGCGCCCCAUUACUCACUUCAGGAGGUAGCAGCUGUCAAGAUUCAGACGGCAUUCCGAGGGCACUUGGCCAGAAGGGCAUUGCGGGCUUUGAGGGGGUUGGUGAGGUUGAAAUCAUUGAUAGAGGGCCAAUCUGUUAAACGGCAAGCAACUACCACACUAAGAUGCAUGCAGACUCUUGCUCGUGUGCAGUCUCAGAUUCGUGCUAGGAGAAUUAGAAUGUCCGAGGAGAAUCAGGCACUUCAGCGACAGCUCCAACACAAACAAGAGAAAGAGCUUGAGAAACUCAAAGCUUCUAUGGGAGAAGAAUGGAAUGACAGCACCCAAUCUAAGGAGCAGGUUGAGGCAAAGCUACAAAGCAAACAAGAAGCUGCUAUAAGAAGAGAAAGGGCUUUGGCUUAUUCAUUCUCUCACCAGCAAAUGUGGAAGAACUCUUCAAAAUCUGAACAUCCUACGUUCAUGGAUCCCAGCAAUCCCCACUGGGGUUGGAGUUGGUUAGAGCGAUGGAUGGCUGCAAGGCCGUGGGAAAGCCGAAGUACAGUAGACUACAAUGACAGGGCCUCCAUGAGGAGUUCAGCUAGCCGUGCCUCCGUGUCCGUUGGGGAAAUCACCAAAGCUUAUACACUUCGUGAUAAUAAGCCUUCCCCUAGGACCCCUACUGCCGUAAAAUCAAGCAGGCCUCCUAGUCGCCAAUCCCCUUCAACUCCUUUCUCCAGGGCACAAUCUUCAUCAUCAGUGACCGGGAAAACACCAAGAGGAAAUGGCUGGGGAGGAGAUGAGGACUCCAGGAGUACAUUCAGCGUCCAGUCAGAGCGCUUCAACAGGAGGCAUAGCAUUGCAGGGUCCUCUGUGAGAGAUGACGAGAGCCUUGCAAGCUCGCCUUCAGUUCCAAGUUACAUGACACCCACAAAAUCAACAAAGGCCAGGUCUCGGUUGGCAAGCCCAAGCUCAAACCAGUUUGACAAGAAUGGGACACCAUCAGAGAAGGGAUCAGUGAGUUCUGUAAAGAAGCGGUUGUCAUACCCUGCUUCCCCAGCUGGACCAAGAAGGCACUCAGGUCCUCCUAGGGUUGAUACUAGCUCUGUUAAAGGCACUGCCGUGCUUGAGAAGAACGUUAGCAAUGGAGGGGGCAGCAGGUAGUGAUAAGACUAGUGAGGUGUGCAUGUAAAAUAAAGCAAGAAUGUACUUAGGUAGAUGUUGAGGUGAAGAAGAUUGAAUAAAAGAUGUGUCAGGGCUUUGUUAGAGGGUGGAGGAAAGAGAAAACAAAAAUUAGUUUUGUCAUUUCAUGUCUGUUUCAGUUGUCUUCAUCAUUAAUGCCAACAUUUUUUUUCCUUCUUUUCAGUAACCUUUGGCUGUUAGGGCUUGUUAUUUAUAAUGGAGUAGCCUAGCAGGAUUGGACUGGAGGUUGAUGUUAAUUCAUGGUAACAGAUAUAUGAUUUCUUUAGCUGUGUGCAGAUUGAUGU